CGGGGUUCAUCAGAAAUGCAAGUCCGACCGAAUCGCUUAAUCCAAAGACCUCGAACAGCGAAGUUAAACAGCACUAUUUCCCACAUAGUUUGCUUCCGUAAGGCAGUAACUUAUUACACAAAGAUAAAGCGUAACAACAUGUUCAGGUGACUGAAACUGCUUCUAUUUCUUUUCUCCACGGGAACGUUAUGUGUAGAGGACUUACUGCGGUUGCUUGGAGGACAACGCCUGGAUAAGGAAGAGAGCGCAACAUUUGCUGUUACUUCGGGACGGCAAUUCAUAAAGGAUACUUUACAAACAUGAUUCUUGCAGUAUGUUCUUGUCUCCCUCGAAGCGUGUGUGUGUUGUUGCUGCUUAUCGACUGUAUUGGAGGCUCAAUAUCCCAGCAGACCUCUCAGCUCACCUCGUAUGAAGUGACAGUACCAAGACGCAUCAGCAGACAGAGGAGAGACCAGGACAGUGCAGACAAGGUGUCAUACAUAAUCCAAGCUGAAGGGAAAGAACAUGUCGUCAUCCUGGAGAGAAACGAAUUGCUUCUUCCAGAGGAUUUCACUGUGUACUCUUAUGCCAAAGACGGCUCACUAGUCAUGGAGAGACCAAACAUGACAGGUCACUGUCUUUACCGUGGUUACAUAGAGGAUGUUGAGGGUUCUUCUGCUGCACUCAGUUUGUGCUCUGGGUUAAGGGGUGUAAUCAACACUGAGAGCACCAGUUUCGGCAUUGAACCAUUGGAAGGUUCCACCGGCAAUGAGCACUUGGUGUAUCGUUUGGAGGAUGUAGAGACAGAACCUCUCAACUGUGGGACGCCUCACUCUCAUGACCAUGAUGACAAAGCAUCGCCAAGGCAACCUAAAGAUAGUCAUGUCCAUAACAUUACAUUUGGCCAAGCUGGCAGCCAUCUAUCUAGGCGAAAGAGGGCAGUGCUGCACCAGACUCACUAUGUGGAACUGCUACUGGUGGUGGACAAUGAAAGAUUCAACUACAAAAACCAGAAUCAGACAGCAGUACGUGAGGAGAUGGUGCAGAUCGCUAACUAUGUUGACAGUAUGUAUAUUGCUCUGAAUAUUCGUAUAGUUUUAGUGGGGUUGGAGAUCUGGUCCCUGCAGAACCCCAUCAAUACAGACGGCAGUGCAGGGGAGGUGCUGGGCCGCUUCACUCAGUGGAGAGAGAAAGAACUGGCAAACCGUCGACGCCAUGACAGUGCUCAGCUCAUCCUAAAGAAAGGCUUUGGUGCAACAGCAGGCAUGGCUUUCGUUGGUACGGCUUGUUCCAGAAGUCAUGGAAGUGGAAUUAAUGCGUUCACCGGUAAUAAUAUAUUGUCAUUCUCCUCCAUCGUGGCUCAUGAGCUUGGUCACAAUCUUGGGAUGAAUCAUGAUGAUAAUCGAAACUGUAAAUGUGAAGUCGGAAACUGCAUCAUGGGCUCAGGAGCAAGUGGUUCUCGUAACUUCAGCAGCUGUAGUGCUGAUGACUUUGAGAAGAUGAUCUUAAACUCAGGUGGCCGUUGUCUUCUGAAUAUACCACGGCCAGAAGAGGCAUACAGCGCCCCCUUCUGUGGGAACAAGCUGGUGGACAUGGAUGAGGAGUGUGACUGUGGAUCAGAGGAAGAGUGCGAGAAGGACCCGUGCUGUGAACCGAAGACGUGUAAGCUGAGGUCUGGUGCUCAGUGUGCGUACGGAGUCUGCUGCAAAAACUGCAGGUUUUUAGCUGGUGGCACAGUUUGCAGAAGCAGCACUGAUGAAUGUGAUUUACCGGAGUACUGUAAUGGCACAUCAGCCCUCUGUCAGAAUGAUGUCUUUAAACAGAAUGGCCAUCCCUGCAAACAGGAUCAGGCGUACUGCUACAACGGCCAGUGCCAGCACUAUGAAACCCAGUGCCAGGCCAUAUUCGGCACUGAUGCUAAAGCUGCUCCUGAGCUGUGUUUUAAGGAUGUGAACUCCAAAGGUGAUCGCUUUGGAAACUGUGGAUACCAUUCCAGUGGUUUCAAGAGGUGUGAGAGCAGGAAUGCCAUGUGUGGAAAGCUCCAAUGUGAGAAUGUUCUCACGUCAGUCAUUUUUGGCAUCAAGCCGUCAAUCAUCCAGACCCCCAUCGCUGACAAAACGUGCUGGGGCGUGGACUUCCAGCUGGGCUCAGACGUGCCCGAUCCUGGCAUGGUCAAUGAAGGCACCAAGUGUGGAGAUAAAAAGGUUUGUUUGAAUUAUGAAUGCAGAAGCGCAGACGUGCUGAAUUAUGACUGUGACGUUGAAAAGAAAUGCCAUGGCCAUGGGGUCUGUAACAGCAAUAAAAACUGCCAUUGUGAAUAUGGCUGGAAUCCUCCAUUCUGUGAGGCCGCAGGGUACGGAGGAAGCAUCGACAGCGGCCCCACCUGGAAUGAUAAAGAUACCUCCACAAGAGAUGGGCUGCUUGUGUUUUUUUUCCUGGUGCUUCCUCUGCUGGCAUUGGCUCUGUAUGUCUUCUUCAAGAGGAAUGAGCUUAAGCAGCGCUUUUUCAGAAAGAAGCGCUCUCAGGGCUACGAAACUGACAGCAGACCGCAGACUACUGCAUCCCAGCGGGGAAACCCCAACAGUAUAGUAAAGGAUGGGAUGGUUCGAACUAAUAAAUCUGCUUCUGUGCCAUCUUAUGCCACCAGACCACCACCACCUCCGCUUGCACGACCACCUGCUCCAACCCAACAACUCAUGCCUCAAAGACCAGCGCCUGCCCCCCCAGUAUAACACACAUGUGAGAUGGACGAUGGAUGGGUCUUGUGUAAAUGUGCAAUGGGUGGAGUCGAGGAGGAAUCAGGUGGUCGCACACUCCCCACUUAUUUCCCCGUCGGUCUGUACAACUGUCAACUGUCAAUCAAACAAAGGGACAGUCACUGUUGUGCAAAGAACCUCCACUAGCAAUACAUCACAGAGUUCAGGGUGGGAGCAAGAGAACUUGUUAGCAAUCAAACAGCUCCCAUCUGUCUCUGAUCAAACAAAAGAUGUAAUUGGCAACAGACUGAUAUACUAAUUGUGUUCAGAUUUUUAUGUGCUAUAUAGGACCACUGCGACUGAUUGCACUUCGGUAAUAUUCACUGUUUUAUAGAAAUCAAACAUGGUUCUCCAGGGGGGGAAAAAAGUUGUUAAGUGUAAAUGACAAAUGGAAAAAUGCUAUAAUUUACUGUACUAGGUAUCCCUAAGAAAUUACAUCUUUAUCAAGUUACUCACAGUAUCUAAAUGGCCCUUGGUAACUACAAAUCAUUCUUUGUGCACUGUGUAACAUAAUAACUUGCAUUCAGGUUUUCUAAUUCUGCAGUGCUUUGCUUUAUUAGAGAAAAGACACAAAAACAUUUUAAAUUGAAUUUUGUUGCUUCUUAACAGAGUGAUUUAAAUCUAUAAUUUUACCAUUUAUGCAUAGUUGUUUUUUAUUUUUACAUAGCCUACUUUUAUUUAUAUGUAACGUUUUGAGAAAAUCUAUUUUUUACUUUAUUUGCCAAGUGAUAUUCUUUCUCCUUUAAGGCAAAAAGUCAGGUAAACAUAUGAAUACUUUUCUUUUCUUUUUUAAAUACAGAAAACUCUUAACAUUGAAAUAAAAAAAGUUGAAGCAUUUCUCCUGUCGAUUUAAAGGGCUACAUGACUUUAUGCAUGAUAUCACAUACUAUGCCAUAAAUACCAAGUUACUUACUUCCUAAAAGGUUUAAAAAAUAAAAUUGUGUCUGCAUGAUUCAUUUACUUGUGAAAGACAAAUAUCCAUGAGAUGAGCAUUAUUUGAUAUAGAUGUGUAUAGUUCAGUAUAUGUGUCAAGUCAUGCACCCUUAAGCACACAACCAGUUGUGACAUGCCUCUGCUGACCACCAUAGCAAACUCAGCCAAGUGCCAUACAGUACAGUACAUGUCUGAUAAUAAUGAGUAUUAUUUUACAUCACUGUGUAAUAUUAAUGUGUACGAUUGAAUGAAUGAUAGAUUUUCCCCUUCUUGCACUGCAUUUCCAUUCAUGUAAGUUACAGGUGAAGCAGCUGAUAGCAGUUGAUGUUUUACAAAUCAAGGAUAGACUCAGUUGUCUUUGGCUAAACCUUUUGCGUGUUUGUGAUGAUUUUGGUUUUGCAUAUGAAAAUAAAAAUCACUGGUAUGUUUUUAAAUAUGCUGUAAAGUGCA
Molecule: messenger RNA, 4118 nt
Organism: Xyrauchen texanus (razorback sucker)
Lineage: Eukaryota; Metazoa; Chordata; Actinopteri; Cypriniformes; Catostomidae
Product: disintegrin and metalloproteinase domain-containing protein 9-like
Exons: 22
Coding region: 300-2711 (803 amino acids)
Biological process (GO): proteolysis
Cellular component (GO): plasma membrane
Molecular function (GO): metalloendopeptidase activity
Source: RefSeq, a predicted model, not a curated record